This is a messenger RNA of Equus quagga, 3363 nucleotides long. It is a transcript of the gene GABBR2, whose product is annotated as gamma-aminobutyric acid type B receptor subunit 2. Gene Ontology annotation, cellular component: membrane; G protein-coupled receptor heterodimeric complex. The record is from RefSeq and is a predicted model, not a curated record. The coding region runs from base 538 to 3363 and encodes 941 amino acids. NCBI's taxonomy places the organism in Eukaryota, Metazoa, Chordata, Mammalia, Perissodactyla, Equidae. Gene Ontology annotation, biological process: G protein-coupled receptor signaling pathway; gamma-aminobutyric acid signaling pathway. The transcript is spliced from 19 exons. Gene Ontology annotation, molecular function: G protein-coupled GABA receptor activity.
UCCCCGCGGCCGCCGCAGCGCCGGCGCCUCCCCCUCCCCCGGCGCGCACGGCCCGUCCCCGUCCCCGGAGGCGGCCCGAGCCGCCGCUGAGCAGCCUCGCCUUCGCCUCCCGCGUUUCCUGCCGCCCGCCCUCCCCCCGGCCAGGCUCCAGGGGCUGUCGCCGAGCAGCUCCGAGCGGGAGAGCGGCUCAGAGCGCGCACGGGGGCGGGCGGAGGCGGCCUGGUUCGAGGCGGCCGCGCCGGGGAGAGGCGCGCGCGGAGACGCCGGCCCCCCUCUCCGCGUUUGCUCGCUCGCUCCCCGCCUCCCGCACUCCGCUCGCUCCCACCCCUUCCCGGCGUGAUUGAUCCGUCACGGGCGCCGCCGCUGCCGCCGCCGCCGCGGCCGUUCUGAGCCGAGCAGGAGCCGGAGCCCGAGCCGGAGCCGGGGCCGGGGCCGGCGCCAUUGCGCGGGCGCCGCGGGGAGAGCUUGGCGCGGGGCGGCGGGCCGGGCCAGGCCAUGCGGGCCGAGUGAGCCGGCGCCCGCAGCCCGCGGCGCGGCAUGGCUUCCCCGCGGAGCUCCGGGCAGCCCGGGCCGCCGCCGCCGCCGCCACCACCACCCGCGCGCCUGCUGCUGCUCCUGCUGCUGCCGCUGCUCCUGCCGCUGGCGCCCGGGGCCUGGGGCUGGGCGCGGGGCGCCCCCCGGCCGCCGCCCAGCAGCCCGCCGCUCUCCAUCAUGGGCCUCAUGCCGCUCACCAAGGAGGUGGCCAAGGGCAGCAUCGGGCGCGGCGUGCUCCCUGCCGUGGAACUGGCCAUCGAGCAGAUCCGCAACGAGUCGCUCCUGCGCCCCUACUUCCUAGACCUGCGGCUCUACGACACCGAGUGUGACAACGCAAAAGGGCUGAAAGCCUUCUACGACGCAAUAAAAUACGGGCCGAACCACCUGAUGGUGUUUGGAGGCGUCUGUCCGUCUGUUACGUCCAUCAUCGCAGAGUCCCUCCAAGGCUGGAAUCUGGUGCAGCUCUCGUUUGCUGCGACCACACCUGUCCUGGCUGAUAAGAAAAAGUACCCUUAUUUCUUUCGGACGGUGCCGUCGGACAACGCGGUGAACCCCGCCAUCCUGAAGCUGCUGAAACACUACCACUGGAAGCGAGUGGGCACGCUGACGCAGGACGUGCAGAGGUUCUCCGAGGUGAGGAACGACCUGACCGGGGUUCUGUACGGUGAGGACAUCGAGAUUUCAGACACCGAGAGCUUCUCCAAUGAUCCCUGCACCAGUGUCAAAAAGCUUAAGGGCAACGACGUGCGCAUCAUCCUCGGCCAGUUUGACCAGAACAUGGCGGCAAAAGUGUUCUGUUGUGCAUAUGAGGAGAACAUGUUCGGAAGCAAGUACCAGUGGAUCAUCCCGGGCUGGUAUGAGCCCUCCUGGUGGGAGCAGGUGCACACUGAAGCCAACUCGUCCCGUUGUUUCCGGAAGAAUCUUCUUGCUGCCAUGGAGGGCUACAUUGGCGUGGACUUUGAACCCCUGAGCUCCAAGCAGAUCAAGACCAUCUCGGGAAAGACUCCACAGCAGUAUGAGAGAGAGUACAACAACAAGCGCUCAGGCGUGGGGCCCAGCAAGUUCCACGGGUACGCCUACGAUGGCAUCUGGGUCAUAGCCAAGACGCUGCAGAGGGCCAUGGAGACGCUGCAUGCCAGCAACCGGCACCAGCGGAUCCAGGACUUCAACUACACGGACCACACACUGGGCAGGAUCAUCCUCAACGCCAUGAACGAGACCAACUUCUUCGGGGUCACGGGUCAAGUUGUGUUCCGGAACGGGGAGAGAAUGGGGACCAUUAAAUUUACUCAAUUUCAAGACAGAAGGGAGGUGAAGGUGGGAGAGUACAACGCUGUGGCCGACACGCUGGAGAUCAUCAACGACACCAUCAGGUUCCAAGGAUCCGAACCACCGAAAGACAAGACCAUCAUCCUGGAGCAGCUCCGUAAGAUCUCCCUACCUCUCUACAGCAUCCUGUCUGCCCUCACCAUCCUGGGGAUGAUCAUGGCCAGCGCUUUUCUCUUCUUCAACAUCAAGAACCGGAAUCAGAAGCUGAUAAAGAUGUCGAGCCCGUACAUGAACAACCUCAUCAUCCUCGGGGGCAUGCUGUCCUAUGCGUCCAUCUUCCUCUUUGGCCUCGAUGGAUCCUUUGUCUCUGAAAAGACCUUCGAAACACUUUGCACUGUCAGGACCUGGAUUCUCACCGUGGGCUACACCACUGCCUUUGGGGCCAUGUUUGCGAAGACAUGGAGGGUCCACGCCAUCUUCAAGAACGUGAAGAUGAAGAAGAAGAUCAUCAAGGACCAGAAACUGCUGGUGAUUGUCGGGGGCAUGCUGCUGAUCGACCUGUGCAUCCUGAUUUGCUGGCAGGCUGUGGACCCCCUGAGAAGGACGGUGGAGAGGUACAGCAUGGAGCCGGACCCAGCAGGACGGGACAUCUCCAUCCGCCCUCUCCUGGAGCACUGUGAGAACACCCACAUGACCAUCUGGCUCGGCAUCGUCUACGCCUACAAAGGGCUCCUCAUGUUGUUCGGUUGUUUCUUAGCUUGGGAGACGCGCAACGUCAGCAUCCCCGCACUCAACGACAGCAAGUACAUCGGGAUGAGCGUCUACAACGUGGGCAUCAUGUGCAUCAUCGGGGCCGCCGUCUCCUUCCUGACACGGGACCAGCCCAACGUGCAGUUCUGCAUCGUGGCUCUGGUCAUCAUCUUCUGCAGCACCAUCACCCUCUGCCUGGUGUUUGUGCCAAAGCUCAUCACUCUGAGAACAAACCCAGAUGCAGCAACUCAGAACAGGCGAUUCCAGUUCACUCAGAAUCAGAAGAAAGAAGAUUCUAAAACAUCCACCUCGGUCACCAGCGUGAACCAAGCAAGCACAUCCCGCCUGGAGGGCCUGCAGUCGGAGAACCAUCGCCUGCGAAUGAAGAUCACAGAGCUGGAUAAAGACUUGGAAGAGGUCACCAUGCAGCUGCAGGACACACCAGAGAAGACCACCUACAUUAAACAGAACCACUACCAAGAGCUCAACGACAUCCUCAGCCUAGGGAACUUCACCGAGAGCACAGAUGGGGGAAAGGCCAUUUUAAAAAAUCACCUCGACCAAAAUCCCCAGCUACAGUGGAACACGACAGAGCCCUCUCGAACAUGCAAAGAGCCUAUAGAAGAUAUAAACUCCCCAGAACACAUUCAGCGCCGGCUGUCCCUCCAGCUCCCCAUCCUCCACCACGCCUACCUCCCGUCCAUUGGAGGCGUGGACGCCAGCUGUGUCAGCCCCUGCGUCAGCCCCACCGCCAGCCCCCGCCACAGACACGUGCCACCCUCCUUCCGAGUUAUGGUCUCAGGCCUGUAA